Molecule: messenger RNA, 9484 nt
Organism: Microbotryum saponariae
Lineage: Eukaryota; Fungi; Basidiomycota; Microbotryomycetes; Microbotryales; Microbotryaceae
Source: the annotation of a GenBank genome assembly
AUGAUGGCCGAGCCAUCGGCGACGCCAGGAAUGCCCUCGGCCACGUUGAACAUGAUCCAUGAGCUCAAUCCGGCCUACUCGCGAGUGUUUCCCACCUCGACGACGGUGCAGGUCGCUCACGGCGCCGCCUCGUCGCACGCGUCGGCACAGUCGCUCGUCGUACGACCCGACACGAACCAAGUCGAUACGCCCGAGUCGCUCAACGAACUCGCGACCAAGUCGGCCAUGUUGAGGGUCAUCCUCAAUGGCUGGAUCGAGGGACUCAUGGCGGAACAGUCAAAGUCGGGUGCGCAUGGUGAGUGUUUGUUGAUCGAGAGAUGACUUGUGAGAGGCGCGAAGCAUCGGAGUGGGUGAAGGAAUGCUCGAGGGGCAAGGGGACUCACUCACAUGAUAUGAGAUGCUGCACAGAAUCUAAUGGGCCGAGCAAGAUGAUCCGAGGUCUAUCCGUCUCCCUACCCGGGCCACUGCUGUUCAUUCGGUCCAAGCCUCGCGUGCUCGUCUUCCGCGUUCGCAAGCACUCCACCAUCGCACCACCCACCUCCACCCUUGCAGGGCUUUCGGACUUGCGAGGACCUACACAGGCUAGCCUGAAUGCAGCACUCACGACGAGCGACGAUGGGCUCGCUGCGUACCUUCUACCACGGACGAUCAAGGCCGCGGCGUGUCUUCAAGCUGCUUUGCUCGUCAAUCCUCUACCACGUGACCCACAAGCCGAGGACGACUCGACCACGCUGUGGCGAGAACGCGCAAAGCUACUCAAGGAUCUGGAGGAGGUCAUGGUCACGGUCGUGCACGUCUUGGCCGAGUCAGGGGUUCGAAUCGAAUAUGGCAAUCCGAGGGAGGGAACUACCCGAGGCGGGGUCGGACGAGCGCGUGAAAUCAUGACGGAUACGAUCGAUCUGAUCAAGGGUGAGCACGAAUGCCUCUUCUAUGCUUCAGCACGACCAGUCUGCCCACUCGAAUCUCUGUUCUUUCUUCCACUCGCGCAGCAUUGUUCACGAGACCGAGUUCGGAUCCGUAUCCUUGGCGACUGACGAUGUCACAGUCCCACGUCGACACCUUUGACGACGAUCAAUCUUCAAUCGAGGUUCGAAGCCCCAUCCACGCUCGCGCUCUUUCUAUACUUCUACUUCGAUUGCUCCUCAAGAUGGCCUCACUAUCGCCUUUCCUCGCCGAAUUCACCCCACAAAUAGUCGACUUGAUCGUUCAGUCGUGGCCCCGACGAGCGGUUCUUCGCCAUCAUCAGUCGAACGCGACAGCAUCGAUGGCGUACACAAAAGGCAAGCAGAGAGCUUACGACCACGAUCUCAAUGUGAUUGCUGCCUUUCUCGAGCUCAUCGUCGAAGUGCUGCAUCGCCCGCUCGGCACGUGCUCCGACCAGGUCGUUGGAGCACUUGUCCAUUGCGCGAUGGACGAGCUGCACAGCAGGAUUAGCUCGGAGGCCUCAACGAUCAACACAAGAAAGGAAGAUGCUACUGCAUCAUCCCUGAUCGCUGAUUCCCUCGCUGCCAUCUCGGCCUCGCUGUACACCAGCCUCGCUCACGCCGAGUACGCCGUCCAUCACGGCGGCUCACAGCUGAGGCAAAUCCUCGCCCACGUCGUCGUCGAAAACGCAGACCACUUUGGCGAGAACCUCAAAAAUUCAAUGCAACCCUUCGGUAUCCGAAUCGCGUGCCUCUUCUCUCUCGCUUUUGCGCUCGCUCCGUCGCCAUUGGCCUUGUCGAUCCCUGCCGUCGACCCGCCGCUCACGUCCGCCGCCGAAUACCUUCCGCCUUCGGUCGCGUUCGCCUUGGCCGAAUACGUCUCGCUUCACCCAACGAUGCCUUUCGACCUCAGCGGCUCCUUGAAACAUCUUCGCGGGCCAGCUACUGUCGCCUGGCAGCGCCUGAGUCAUGAUUUGAACCCCUCCGCUGCGGACGCGCCAUUCGUGGCCGACACCUCGACCAUGAACCGCAAGAGAACUCGUCAAGGCGAUUUGAUGGUGGUUCAUUCGAGCGACGGUUUGGAUAUUGAUGGGAUGCCAGGCUCGACCGCUCGGCGGGGGCUCAAAGUGCUGUGGAAGGAGCCGGUGGCCCAGAUCCUCAGAACCUGCCUUCGACCAGCAGACAGGGCUCUCGAAAGCGUCGGACCCGACCGCGUCAUCCAAAGCCUCGCGAAUUCGCUCGAUAUGGAACAUGUUGCAAAGUCAAUCGACGACCUGCGGACGAUCGGUCUGCUCGCCUGCGCCCGCGAUGGAGCGCUUGUAUUUUCACCUUCAUCAGACCACACAAGCUCCGUACUCGAGCCCUCUUGUCGUUUCUGCGACGCGUGGUCAAGUGGAUCCUCCAAGAUGGACGACUUGGAGCAAGACCCGUCGCUCGCAAUCGGUGGCGGUAGAUCCUUUAACGAUGGUCCUCUGACCUGUCUUCGCAAAGCUCUCCGGGUCGUCGGAUCUUCGGCCGCGGAUCCUAAGCUAAAGCUCGCGUUCCUUCGAGCUUUACUUCGUAUUCUGCGGCAUUCGCGCAUUGCUGCGGGUGUGUGGGAUCUUUCGCGCGUCGAAGUGCAAACGGAGGUCGGGGCCGGUCAUCGAGACUUGUUGCUCGGUUUCGUGGUCGAGCAACUCGAAGCUUCGAGCAGGGCAUUACGGCUGGCAGCAGGGCGUGUGCUCGGGGCUGUGUGCCAUGCGCACCAGGUUCAAGACCGUGACGCGGCAUUCGUCGAAGAGCUCUUCGAAAAUGUUCUCAAGCGUCGACUGUCUCACCCGAGUGCAUCGGUGCUUGAAACAACUUUGCUCACUCUCGGCCGGAUCGCACGGCUCUCAGUACCACAGGCCAAGCUCGAGUGCGAGGCCCUCGCUGGUUUGGUCGGUCGACUUGGACAUUCAAACAUCUUUAUCAAAAGUGUGGCCAAAACGCAGCUCGAGGCCGUCGCUACAUACCGCGACAUCAAGACGUAUGCGCUGGUGCAGCCCCAUUUUGCGACCAUCGCCCCUCUGCUCGUUGGGCCCGGAUCGGCGACAACGCUCGCUGCUGCCCUGGACUGCUUCCACCAGCCACGCGAAGCUUUGCUGCGCUUGACGCGAGAGCACACGCUGCCCAAGGUCGUGCUUGAAGAGAACGCUUCCGCUAUCGAAGACAUUGCGAAGGCGUCAUCAUUAACGGUUCCUGUCAUGCUGACACAAGGUGCACCGGCGGCGGCGGUGCUGGCCAAGCUCUACAUGCUCGAGGACGAAAGAGCGCAGAAGAAAGGCUUGGUCUUCUACAUGAAGCAGAUCAAGGCGAACGUGCAAGCACAAGCUCUUGGCAAAGGCGCCGUCACGCUACCGGCCAUCCUUGGAGCGCUCAAGGUUCCGCUCGUGUAUCGCCUUGCUUUAGAACUGGGCGAUGAGUCUCCCCGCGUUUCGACUCAGGUCCGUUCAAACUUGGGCAGUCCACAUCAACUCUAAUAUGCUGCGUUACUAACGAAUGCUUUGACUUCGUGACCCGCACAGGCUGAGCGCGCGCUGAGAAACGUGGAACGGGUCAGCGAGGCCAUGACAAGCAAGACGAAUAUUGAGCUUGGCGAGGUCCUCAAGGCCAGCAUUGUCGGUAUCCUUAGUCACAUGAACCGAGCCCUGAAUGAGCCAACGGCGCAUCGACCCCUGCGCGAUAAGCAACAAAUCAUCCGCAGUCUCGCCGCCGUCACCGGCCGAGUCGGUCCAGCCAUUGCUGGCUUCUCGCCACAAAUCAUGGCCACGCUGCAAAGCGCUCUCGAAGUCGAAGGUCUGCGCGAGGUGACCUUGAAAGGAUUCAAGUCAUUCAUCAGCUCGCUUAAGUUCAGCGAGAUUGGACCCUUCAUCGGACCUUGUACGGCCACGUUGGUACGGCUGUGGCACGACUUCACCCCCAUCGAGAAAGCGGAAGCGACCCACACGAUCGAGUACAUUGUGCUGAAGAAUGGGGACGACCUUAAAUCGUUCGUCCAAGAUGUCGCGGAUCUUGGUGGCAUACCAGAGCUGGCCCAGUGCCAGCAACGGCUUCUGCAGACUCGUCGACCGUGGAGCUUUGGUCGUAAGACGGAGCACCUGAUGGCCCGGAUCUCGAGCGAAAACGACGUCGUCUCAUUGCAAGCGCUGAAAGAACUUAAGGAACUUAUGGGCACCUUUGACGUCGAUUUGCAACAGUUGCUGGCGGGCGACAUCUUCGAUCGCUCGAUCGGAUCGCUUGUAAAGGUCUUGUUCGGAGCCGCCGUCAAAGAUGGCCCCGAUCAGGACCGCAUUCGCAACAUGGUCUUCGAAUGCCUGGGUAUACUCGGGGCCUUGGACCCUGAUCGCUUUGAGUUGCCCCCCGGUGAUCCGCCGACCAUCGUGCUCGAAAACUUCACCAACAAGGAGGAAUCGGCCGAGUUUGCUCUCCAUCUCAUUCAGGACCUCCUCAUCGGCGCGUAUCGCAGCACGAACGACACGAAGCACCAAGAGUUUCUCGCCUAUGCAAUUCAGGAGCUGCUUACCUAUUGCGGCUUCACCCCCGACCUCGUCCUCUCCAGCGCCAGCGGCAAUUCGAAGUCCAAGGCGGCAGUGGACCAGUCGGUUCGCGAGCGGUGGAACCGGCUGCCCAAAUCCGUGCUCGAGACCUGUGGCCCUCUCCUCGGUGGCCGCUUUUCGUUCAAGGAGCGCAGCAUCUCGCACACGGUUCAAUACCCCAUUUAUAGCACGACAAGCUCGUACCGAGACUGGAUCCGCAUCUUUGCGAACGAUCUCAUCCUCAAGCUUGAGGGCGAAGCCAAACGUGUGUUUGGCCCUUUCCCGCCGGUCUUGCAUCUCGAAGACAUAGCCGUGGCCCAGCACCUGCUACCCCAUUUGGUGCUCCACUCACUUAUUUCGGGUACCGACGAUGAUCGACUCCGGAUUGGGACCGAAAUCCGCGAAGUGUUGGCCGAUCAAACCGCGUGCACUCGAGCCGUGUCCGAAAACAGUCGUCGUUUGAGCGCGCAGACCGUCUUUGAUCUCAUGGAUCACGUGAGUCGAUGGAUCACACUGGCGCGCAAGCGCUUGCUCGAACUCAAGAGUCGGCGAAGAGGUGCAGCCGCGUCGACCAAACACAAGUCGUCGUCGAUCGAAAACGCCUUCCAGGUUGCGCUCCUGAACGUCGAGAGCACACUGCAGGCCAUCCCGCGCAUUGUCGUCGGACAUGCCGCACUCACUUGCAAAGCGUAUGCUCGCGCUUUGCUAGCAUACGAAUCCCACAUUGUCGCGUACAACUCGCAAAAGGACGUGCCAGAGGAUCAUCACCUGCAAGACGACUACGAGCAUCUGCACGAAUGCUAUGCUGCGCUCGAUGAACCCGAUGGGAUGGAAGGCAUCUCGACCAAGAUCACGUCCGCGGGUGUGCAGCAUCAGAUUCGCGAGCACGAAAGUACGGGGCGUUGGACGUCGGCUCAGAGUUGCUGGGAAAUCAUGUUGCAAGAGGAACCGAUGAAUCCGAACAACCACGUCGGAUUAAUGAGGUGUCUGCAAAACCUUGGUCACUACGGUGAGUGUGAUGCUUCGGGUAGCUUAUCUUGUCCAAAAACGUUCUGGCUAGACCAUUCCUUUCGUUGGUCAUGCAGAUUCGAUGCGAACUCAUAUCGCGGGUAUCCUGCACUCCAGCGGCGACCCAGCUGUUUGGGAUCGGAUCUUGGCUCCGUUCAAUAUCGAAGCGUCCCUCUUUGUCGGUGACUGGGACUCAGUCGAGCAGACAUUGGGACUACCGGAGCUGACCGGACCAGAGGCCGCCUUUGGUCGCGUCGUAUGUGCCAUGCGUGAUGCCAUGAGUGCCGACUACAAAGUGGACGAUGUUGAGAGCCCGAUGUCGUCACUUGAGCAAGCUUUUUCGGAGGCCCGGAUGCAGCUCGGGAGCCCGAUCGUUGCCGCGGGGCGGGAGUCGUAUGGUCGAGUGUACGACGGUGUGGUUCACCUCCACAUCCUCAACGAGCUUCAAGCGAUCCAUCUCGCACCUCGAUCGUCCGCCAUGGAGUUGCCGCCUGAACUCAUCGCUCGUCUCAACUUCCGGUAUGGGGUGACUUCUCCUUCCUUCCGAGCACGAGAGCCGAUCCUCAAUAUGCGCAGAACUGCGUUCCGACUUCGGUAUGUUGGCAUGUACACAAUACUUAUCCCACGGGUGGUGGAACACUACUGAUGCCAUGUCACAUUGCCCGACCCAGACCGCCGGGCGUCGACAAGUUGCCGAAGCCGCGCAUCAAAGAGAUCGGUCGCCUCUGGCUCGAAACGUCAAAGAUUGCGCGCAAGGCUGGUCACACCCAGACAGCGUACAGCGCGAUCUUGCAGGCGAGGGAGCUUCAGGCGCCGUACACGUUCCUUCAGAGCGCGAAGCUGCUCAUGGCUGGUGAUCAGUCCUACCGCGCCAUGCAGGAGAUUGACAACGGUCUGAGAGCAGCUAUGGCCCCUCCGUCCCAAGGACCCUUGGUUCGGAACACUGGCGAGUCCCCAGGACCCCUCGCCAAGGUGAGUCAAAGCUAAUAUCGGCACGGCCCGAUCUCGGAGUACUGGAGCUGACCCGGCCACCGAGCUUCGCGUAUUCUCAACAGGCCGAUCUUCGACGCGCAAGGUGGAUGCAUGAGGCCGGUCGUUUGGAGAGUGAUGAGAUCAUGACACUCUACCGCGAUGCAGAGAAGCUGGCUCCCGAGUGAGUCCCCCCUCUCGACUGGCUCGUCCAGUGCAUGCAGGAUUGAGCCUGAUCUGACAAAUCGAAUCUUGUUGCAGAUGGGAAAGUCCGCCUUACUACCUCGGUCGCUAUCUUGACCAGUUCUGUGAGGCUAGUCUGCUCGUGCUGGGCAACAGUCGUAAAAAGCCUGAUCUCGUCACGUGAGUACAGUCGACCUACUAGAAUCCUCAAAUGGACUCUGACAUUCCUCCCGUUGCAGCGAGCUUUGUCACACCCUCGACUACCGGGUCAGAGUCGUGGAGAUGUUCAUCCAAGCGCUGUGUCGUGGCACCAAGUUCAUCUACCAAGCCAUGCCGCGCAUGCUCACGAUCUGGCUCGAAAUCGGCGAUGCCAAACCAGUCAUCGACGUCGUCAAUCAGCGACGGGAAGAGCCUCGAGUCGAGCUCCGCGGCAACUUAUUCGACCUUCACAAUGCGUUCAUCAGCCUCGACAAGCUCAUCAACAAGGCCGUCACCAAGUUGCCGGCCUAUCAGUGGCUCACAGUGCUUCCACAACUCGUAUCGAGGAUUUUGCACCCGAACAAGAAAGUCGUCGAAACACUGGAAAAGAUUCUCUCGCACGUGCUACGGUCGUACCCGCAUCAUGGAUUCUGGGCCAUGGCUUCGGGUGCAAAGUCCACGACGCAGCAGCGCUCGCGCAGGAACAUGCGGGUGCUCGAGAAGGCCAAAGUAGGUCACGGUGGCCUUGCGUUUCUCUCUCCCUCUGCAGCCGAUUGGUCCGGUGACUGACGCUGUCACUCUUGCUCCUGCCGUCAUUCUUAGUCCGUUGCAACCGCGAACAGUAAUGUCUCGAGCCUCAUCGAUGUCGGACUCAAGCUUGUCGACGAGCUUCUCGGGCUGUGCAACUACUCCCUUGAAAAGAACAAUACGCAUCCUCGAUUGCACAAGGAUUUCCCUCAACUUCACCGCCUUGCGCCCACGGACUUGAUCAUUCCCCUCCAAAGCUCGCUUAACGUCACGUUGCCGUCACAAUCGCAAUCGCGCAAGACGAUGACUCAUCAGCCAUUCCCAGAGCGGCUUCCUUCAUUCAAUGGUGAGUGAUGGCGAAGUCAAGAGACCAUCAAAGGUAAAUUGUCAACGUUGAUUAUAUAUUCCGUGGCGCUGGCCAGACUUUGACGACGCCAUCACGAUCAUGAGCUCUCUGCAAAAGCCGCGCAAGAUCACCGUCAUCGGAAGCGAUGGCAUGCACUACAGCUUCCUCUGCAAACCCAAGGACGACUUGCGCAAGGACGCCCGGUUGAUGGAGUUCAAUUCGAUGAUCAUCAAAUUGCUCAAGAAGGACUCUGACGCACGUGGACGUCGCCUAGGUGCGCAAGGGAUAGGAAGCCUUUCGCUCGCCUUGGGACUGAGCUGACCCCGGCCAUGCGAUCGUAACUUCAGGAAUUCGAACCUACGCUGUCGUACCUCUUAAUGAGGACUGUGGUCUGAUCGAAUGGGUCCCCCACGUGGUCGUGUUGCGAGGGGUCCUCAACAAGGCCUACCAAGCCAAAGGCAUUGCACCAUGGGUGAGAAAGCUUCUGCGAAAAUCACGUGCUUCAUUAGCACCUGCCACUCAUCAUUUCCUGCCUUUCGAAUUGCAGAGCCCCGAGCUCAAAAAGACUUUUGACACCAUUCGAAGCAAUCCCAAGGAGAUCGCCAACCGAUUCGUCAACGAAGUGCAGAAAAAGUAUGUCUCGCAGCAUCAACCCACGGCCGAUCGCUUAGGCUAAGUUGACGCACGUGUUUCAUCUUUGAACCCGUAGCUUCCCCCCGGUCUUUCACGAAUGGUUCUUGGAGACAUUUCCCGAGCCUUCAGCCUGGCUUCGGGCUCGAUUGGCCUACUCGCGCACUGCUGCUGUCAUCUCGAUGGUCGGAUUCGUUCUUGGGUCAGUUUCACUGGACGCUCAUAGUCCAUCCACGUGAAUCGCACACUCAACUUCAGUCCUCACCACAGUCUCGGCGAUCGACAUUGCGAGAACAUCCUCCUCGACGGGACCACAGGUGACACCGUCCAUGUUGACUUCAACUGCCUUUUCGAUCGAGUGAGUGCCUCAGGCUUCACCCGUCUUGACAAGGAACCACUCACCCACGUUCAUGUUGGGCAUCCCAGGGCCGGACCUUCGACGUCCCUGAGCAAGUUCCAUUCCGCCUCACAGCGAAUAUCGUCGAUGGCAUGGGCGUGACCGGCGUAGAAGGUGAGCUUGAGUCUCGCAGGUGGGAUCGAGCGGAUAGCGCACUCACUGGACAUCUGAAAACGCGCAGGUGUUUAUCGCCGUGCUGCUGAGAUCACAUUGCGGAUCCUGCGUGACAACAAGGACAGUCUCAUGUCGGUGCUCGAAACUUUCCUCCAUGACCCCCUAGUGGAGUGGCAGCCGUCCAAAUCUCGAUCUGUACGUCUUCCUACAUACUCUCCCCUACCGGCUUUUGAGCUGACAUCACAGACUCGUACAGGACAAGAAGACGACGGGCAAGGAUGACCAAGGCUCGAUCAUUCGCAAAGCCAAGACUAGUUUGGAUCCAAUCUCCAACAAACUGCGUGGCCUGCAAGUGACUUCUGAUCCUGCGAGCCUUGGGUCGAAGGAAGUAACGAUUGGAGAACAAGUCGAGCGCUUGAUCCGUGAAGCGCGCAACCCCAAGAACCUGGGGUCGAUGUAUGUAGGAUGGUGAGUCUUCACGUGACCGGUCUUUGAGUCUUGCCGCUCGCGUGACGUAUAAUUCGAGAGCUGACUUUUUGUGCCUUCUCUCUCAAGGUGUGCGUGGUUUUGAGCGGGUCUGUCUAGCUUCUAUCUUCAAGAGGCCAUUUUGUACAUCAUACAGUUGUUGUAA